Molecule: messenger RNA, 4294 nt
Organism: Grammomys surdaster
Lineage: Eukaryota; Metazoa; Chordata; Mammalia; Rodentia; Muridae
Gene: Clstn1
Product: calsyntenin 1
Exons: 19
Coding region: 39-2942 (967 amino acids)
Biological process (GO): positive regulation of synaptic transmission; positive regulation of synapse assembly; homophilic cell-cell adhesion
Cellular component (GO): cell surface; postsynaptic membrane
Molecular function (GO): amyloid-beta binding; kinesin binding; calcium ion binding
Source: RefSeq, a predicted model, not a curated record
GAUCCCGCCCCGUGCAGCACAUCAGCCGCAGCGCAUUUAUGAGAUUGAAGAGCCCUCAGAACACUGCAAACGGUGUGGGAAGCUCAGGGGACAUUAACAAGCACAAGCCAUGGCUGGAGCCCACCUACCACGGGAUAGUCACCGAGAAUGACAACACCGUGCUGCUCGACCCCCCCCUCAUCGCCCUGGAUAAAGAUUCACCGCUACGUUUUGCAGAGAGUUUUGAGGUGACAGUCACCAAAGAAGGUGAGAUUUGUGGCUUUAAAAUUCAUGGGCAGAAUGUCCCCUUUGAUGCUGUGGUAGUGGAUAAGUCCACGGGUGAGGGAAUAAUCCGAUCUAAAGAGAAACUGGACUGUGAGCUACAGAAAGACUACACAUUCACCAUCCAGGCCUACGACUGCGGAAAGGGACCCGAUGGCACCGGUGUGAAAAAGUCUCACAAGGCGACCGUGCACAUCCAAGUCAAUGACGUGAACGAGUACGCCCCCGUGUUCAAGGAGAAGUCGUACAAGGCGGCCGUGGUGGAGGGCAAGCAGCACGGCAACAUCCUCAGGGUGGAGGCCGUGGACGCAGACUGCUCCCCUCAGUUCAGCCAGAUCUGCAGCUAUGAGAUUCUCACCCCGGAUGUGCCAUUCACUGUGGACAAAGACGGUUAUAUUAAGAACACCGAGAAGCUAAACUAUGGCAAAGAGCACCAAUAUAAGCUCACAGUCACCGCCUAUGACUGUGGGAAGAAAAGAGCCACCGAGGAUGUCCUGGUGAAGAUCAGCGUUAAGCCCACCUGCAGCCCCGGGUGGCAAGGCUGGAGCAGCAGAAUCGAGUAUGAGCCCGGCACGGGUGCUUUGGCCGUCUUCCCAAGCAUCCACCUGGAGACCUGUGAUGAGCCUGUCGCCUCUGUGCAGGCCACAGUGGAGCUGGAGACAAGCCACAUAGGGAAAGGCUGCGACCGAGAUACCUACUCUGAGAAAUCCCUUCACCGGCUCUGUGGGGCUGCUGCCGGCACCUCGGAGCUGCUCCCGUCCCCCAGUAGCUCUUUCAACUGGACUGUGGGCCUCCCGACCGACAACGGCCAUGACAGUGACCAGGUCUUUGAGUUCAAUGGCACUCAGGCAGUGAGGAUUCCGGACGGCGUUGUGACCCUUGACCCUAAAGAGCCUUUUACAAUUUCUGUGUGGAUGCGGCAUGGACCUUUUGGCCGGAAGAAGGAGACAAUUCUCUGCAGUUCGGAUAAAACAGAUAUGAACCGCCACCAUUAUUCACUCUAUGUCCACGGAUGCAGACUCAUUUUCCUCCUCCGUCAGGACCCGUCUGAGGAGAAGAAAUACAGGCCUGCGGAGUUCCACUGGAAGCUGAACCAAGUCUGUGAUGAGGACUGGCACCACUUUGUCCUCAAUGUGGAAGUCCCAAGUGUGACUCUGUAUGUGGACGGCGUCUCUCAUGAGCCCUUCUCCGUGACAGAGGACUACCCGCUUCAUCCGACCAAAAUAGAAACUCAGCUUGUAGUCGGAGCUUGCUGGCAAGAGUAUUCAGACGUCGAGAGUGGCAAUGAGACUGAGCCUGUGCCGAUGGCCUCCGCAGGUGGUGACCUGCACAUGACACAGUUUUUCCGAGGUAACCUGGCUGGCCUCACGGUCCGUUCUGGGAAACUGGCAGACAAGAAGGUGAUUGACUGUCUGUACACCUGCAAGGAGGGGCUGGACCUGCAGGUCCCUGAAGAUGGCAACAGAGGCGUGCAGAUCCAAGCAAGCUCCAGUCAGGCGGUAUUGACCUUGGAGGGAGACAGUGUUGGAGAGCUGGAUAAGGCCAUGCAACACAUCUCCUACCUUAACUCGAGGCAGUUCCCCACCCCGGGCAUCCGCAGGCUCAGAAUCACCAGCACCGUCAAGUGUUUUAACGAGGCGGCUUGCAUCGAGGUACCCCCAGUGGAGGGCUAUGUGAUGGUUUUGCAGCCGGAAGAGCCUAAGAUCAGCCUGAGUGGCAUCCACCACUUUGCCCGGGCAGCUUCUGAGUUUGAGAGCCCAGAGGGUGUUUCCCUGUUCCCCGAGCUGAGAGUCAUCAGCACCGUCAGCAGAGAGGUGGAGCCCGAGGCAGAUGGGGCUGAGGACCCCACAGUGCAAGAGUCCCUGGUGUCGGAGGAAAUUGUGCAUGACCUGGACACCUGUGAGGUCACGGUGGAAGGGGAGGAGCUGAACCCCGAGCAGGAGAGCCUGGAGGUAGACAUGACCCGCCUCCAGCAGAAGGGCAUCGAAGUUAGCCGCUCUGACCUGGGCGUGGUGUUCACAGGUGUGGAGACCAUGGCAAGCUAUGAGGAGGUUCUGCACCUCCUGCGCUAUCGGAAUUGGCACACCAGGUCCCUGCUGGACCGGAAGUUCAAGCUCAUUUGCUCGGAACUAAAUGGUCGCUACCUCAGUAAUGAGUUCAAGGUGGAGGUGAAUGUGAUCCACACAGCCAACCCUGUGGAACAUGCCAACCACAUGGCUGCCCAGCCACAGUUUGUCCACCCUGAACAUCGAUCCUUUGUGGACCUGUCUGGUCACAACCUGGCCAAUCCUCACCCAUUUGCAGUUGUCCCCAGCACGGCGACUGUCGUGAUUGUGGUAUGUGUCAGCUUCCUGGUUUUCAUGAUCAUCUUGGGCGUGUUUCGGAUCCGGGCUGCACAUCAGCGAACCAUGCGGGACCAGGACACAGGGAAGGAGAACGAGAUGGACUGGGAUGACUCUGCCCUGACCAUCACCGUCAACCCCAUGGAGACAUAUGAGGACCAGCACAGCAGUGAGGAGGAAGAAGAGGAAGAGGAAGAGGAGGAGAGUGAAGAUGGGGAGGAGGAAGAGGACAUCACCAGUGCAGAGUCGGAGAGCAGUGAGGAGGAGGAGGGCGGCCCCGGGGACGGCCAGAAUGCCACCAGACAGCUGGAAUGGGAUGACUCCACGCUCAGCUACUAGACACACUCAGCGCUCAGACUCUCUCCCUGGCCAUCUCCCAGCCCCACGGGUCCUCGAUGUACAAAACCAUUUUGACCAGCAGGUCUGCAGACCCCUCCCCCCACCGCUGAAAGUCUUCCCGUGCUUGGUGUGUGGGACCACCGACUCCGCCCUCCCUGCCCACCACGCUUGCGGUUUUCCUAGAAGCUGGCACUUCCUCCCCGGGCAGGGGCCCCACAGCACCUCAGACCCCGAGUGUGUCUGGAGUCCCCUGUCAGCCAGGGAGAGGACACCAGCACCUGGGACCUCCAGAGAAGCCACAGCGAGCGGACUUGUCUACAGAGGGUAAAAAAAAAAUUAUUCCCACGCAGUCAGUAACCAUUUGUCUUUAUUUUUAAAAGUUUUUAUUUUUUUUCCAAACUAGUGCAUGUAUAAAGCGGGAGAACAGGGGGGUUAAUAUGUAGAUGACCAACUGACUUUUUAAUAUUUUGUAAAUAAAUUGGGAUUCUUUGUGUCCUCUGUGCUAGUGUAGUCCAGGACAGGAUGUAAAGUCAGAACACGGGGCCAGGAGGAACUCUUCCUCCCUCUUCCCUCCUAAGAAACCAGGUUGAGAAGGUCCAAGUCACUGUGGCUCUUGCUGUGCUUUCUGUACAGCAGGUGGCCGGGGCCAUAGGCUUUGAGUGCUGCCUGGGGGGCCAGACCCACGCACCUCUAUCACAUUAGAGGCUGGGAACAGCCAGGAUGUUGCCAAAGCCCCUGGCCUUUCUCAUACACGCCUGUGACAGGCAGCCACGUGGUUUCUGCUUAUUGUGUCUCCCUGUUGGUGAAAGCGUGUAGCCGGGAACCGACUUCAAAGGUGCAGGCAGCCAGGCUCCUCAAUUGGAAGGCAACAGUUCUGAGCAAGUCUGCACUACAGCACCCAAAAGGAGAGCCUAAGGCCCAAAGACAAACUGCUAGAAUGUUCCAAAACAAUCUGUUUUUUUCUCCUCCCCAGAGGUCCCGUGGGAUGCCCCCUUUUGUCGGGUUUGGGGUAAGAUCUAAGACGCAGCAGAUGAGAGCCAAUUGGCUUGGUGGGGAGGAGGAGACAACAGCUAAAUCCCACUCAGCACAGCCUGUCAUUCACAGUCACAGUUUGGACUGCUCCAGCUGGGGACUCCAGUCCUCGCUGCUAGUUUUAAGGAUGCCGACUCUGUGCUGUCUGUGGCCACCCUCCCGUGUCCUGUUCCCUGUAGCUGCUUUACUAGAUGGAAACAGGCUAAUGAAGUGAGGGACACUGUUGUGUGUCAGUAGCCAUAGGGUCCCCUUUAAGAUGUGUAUAUUGACACUAGGUCAGGAAGUGUAUGCAUUAUAAUAAAGUUCUGGUUCUAACUCCA